Messenger RNA from Morus notabilis, 2647 nucleotides. Its product is annotated as transcription factor bHLH49. The coding region runs from base 485 to 2197 and encodes 570 amino acids. Gene Ontology annotation, molecular function: protein dimerization activity; DNA-binding transcription factor activity. The transcript is spliced from 9 exons. Lineage: Eukaryota; Viridiplantae; Streptophyta; Magnoliopsida; Rosales; Moraceae. The record is from RefSeq and is a predicted model, not a curated record. Gene Ontology annotation, cellular component: nucleus. Gene Ontology annotation, biological process: regulation of DNA-templated transcription.
UAUAAAUGCAGGACCUUUCCUAAUUCUCUUUUCCCUUUCACUCUCUUUCAAAACCCCCCACCCCAAAAAAAAAAAAAAAAACCCCAGUUUCUCUCUCUCUCUCUACAUUACAAUAUAAGUGAAAACUGAGAAAAACCUUUGCUUUACAUGUAGCCACUUCUCUCUCUUUAUUGGGGAUGUGACAGUGUUGUAAUAUUUGCAGGAACAGAGCUUUCCUGAGCCAAAAAACAGGAAAGGUUUUGAAGUUGAAUUAAAAGUUUUUAUUUUUCCUCUCUGAGUGCCAAAAAAAAAAAAAAAGAAGAAGAAGAAGAAGAAGGUUGAAUGGAGGGCAGACUACCAAAAGUAGCUCAGAAUCUGAAAUGGGGAGCAACUGGGGGUGGAUUUUGUGUAGAACCAGAUAGCUGGCUGGUUGAUGAUCAGGAUCAAUUGUGAAAGAAGGAACUAGUUUGACUGUGUUUGGUAUUCUUGUUGAGGAGAAUUAGAAAUGGAUAAUAUGGGAGAAAAAGAUAAAUUUGAGGUAGAUAAUAAGAAUGAAGAUCCUAUGAGUUACUCACCUGGUAUGUCCUCAGACUGGAGAUUUGAUGGCUCCUCCAGUCUUACAAAUACAUCAAUGGGUUUGGUCCAAGCUGGGAAUUCCAUGGCAAUUGACAAAUGUGAUCUAAUUGCUACUUCUUCUUGCUCCUCUGCUUCAAUGGUGGACUCAUUUGUCCCCACACUUUGGGACCACCACCCCACAAGUUCACAAAACUUGGGGUUUUGUGAAAUGGGUGUUCAAAACAAUGUAAGUGCUUUAAACCCUUUAGGAAUUAGAAAGGGAGUCCCUGCCUCAUUGAGAAGUGGAAUUGAUAGAACACUUGAUAUGUGUUGGAAUCCAUCAAGUUCGUUGUUGAAAGGGGGCAUUUUCUUGCCGAAUAUGCCCGGAAUGCUACCCCAGGGCUUGUCUCAGUUGCCGGCAGAUUCUGCCUUCAUUGAGCGCGCCGCAAGGUUCUCGUGCUUCAAUGGCGGAAAUUUCGGUGAUAUGGUUAACCCUUUUGCAAUUCCUGAACCAAUGGGUGUUUAUUCAAGGGGUGGUGGGAUGAUACAUGGAGCUCAAGAGGUUUUGGCAGGCAAUGGGGUGAGACCGGUAUCUGGUAUGAACUCUCAAAGGAAUGAGCUAAAUAAUGCGAGUGAAGUAUCAAGAGAUGCUUCAGUGACUGUUGAGCCGGGUGCUAUUGAAGUGAGUCCACUAAAGAAUGAGAGGAAAAGCGAGAGCCAAGGGAAAUCUCAUGAUGAAGUAAAACAAGGUGUUGGUGGGUCUGGAAAUGAAUCUGAUGAAGCUGAAUAUAGCAGUGGCGUCGGAGUUGGUCAAGAGGAACUGUCUAUGCUGGAAGGUAACGGUGGGGAAGCUGCUACCAAGGGACUUGGUGCGAAGAAAAGGAAAAGAAAUGGCCCGGAUUCUGAUCUUGAGCAAGCCAAAGGAGCUUCACAACAACAUGGUGAAUCAGCAAAGGAUAAUACUGAACUUCAACAGAAAGGAGAUCAGAACCCAAGUACAACUACCAACAAGACUAGCGGAAAACAUGGCAAACAAGGGUCUCCAGCUUCCGAUCCUACAAAAGAAGAAUACAUUCAUGUGAGAGCUCGAAGAGGCCAGGCGACAAAUAGCCAUAGUCUUGCAGAGAGAGUAAGACGGGAAAAGAUCAGUGAAAGGAUGAAGUUCCUUCAGGACCUUGUGCCUGGAUGCAGCAAGGUCACUGGUAAGGCAGUAAUGUUAGAUGAAAUCAUUAACUAUGUACAGUCACUGCAACGGCAGGUUGAGUUUUUGUCGAUGAAGCUCGCAACAGUAAAUCCACGGCUUGAUAUUAACAUUGAAGGGCUCCUUGCAAAAGAUAUGCUUCAGUCGCGGAUCGGUUCUUCAUCUUCACUAGCAUUUUCUCCAGAUAUGCCUAUGGCUUAUCCUGCGCUACAACCGACACAACAAGGGCAGCUUAUUCUGACGGGUCUUCCCGGAGUGGGGAGCUCUUCUGACUUACUUCGGCGAACAAUUAGUUCCCACUUGACACCUUUGACCGGAGGAUUCAAGGAGCCUACUCAGCUACCAAAUGUGUGGGAAGAUGAGCUUAACAAUGUUGUCCAAAUGAGUUUUGGAACCAGAACUUCUAAUAACCAAGAUGUGGAUGGGUCUCUACCGGCUAGCAAUAUGAAAGUUGAACUUUGAUUAUCCUCUUUGUGAAUUUUUUGCCAGAGUUCUAUGGUGGCCCCAUACAUUGCACACAACCACGUUAAAUGACAAAACCAAACUUCAUGAGAUUGACACAUUUCCUCUUCCAAGAAGAACCAAGGUUUUAACAGGAAGAUUAACAUGAGAAUAUUUACUUCCACGAAUCAAGCUUUACACUAGAAGAUUUCAAAAAUCUCUUUUAUGAGGCGUUUAUAUAUUGCUGUAUAUCCAAGAAAUUGGACUUCCUUGGUUCAAGGGACUUCGCUUGGAGAAGAACAUAAUGUAUAGAUUGAAAUUACAAAAGAUAUGAGAGGAAAAUGUCAAGAAAAUCGCAACGAAAUCAUGGUCGUGUUUUGUUCAUUGAAUUAGAAGCUACUUAUGCUGAUUAAUUAUAUAUUAACAAAUGUAAUCUCAUUUCUUCCUUCUUUUGAUUUAUUUAUAUUUUAU